UAAGGCGGCGGCGGCGGCGGCGAGCGGGGGUCCGGGCGGCAGCGGCGGCGGCGGCGGGCCGAGGACCCGGGCGCGAUGGAGCGGAAGAGGUGGGAGUGCCCGGCGCUCCCGCAGGGCUGGGAAAGGGAAGAAGUGCCCAGAAGGUCGGGGCUGUCGGCCGGCCACAGGGAUGUCUUUUACUAUAGCCCAAGCGGGAAGAAGUUCCGAAGCAAGCCUCAGCUGGCACGCUACCUGGGCGGCUCCAUGGACUUGAGCACCUUUGACUUCCGCACGGGCAAGAUGCUAAUGAGCAAGGUGAACAAGGGCCGGCAGCGGGUGCGCUACGACUCCCCGAGCCAGGUCAAGGGCAAGCCUGACCUGAACACAGCCCUCCCAGUCAGGCAAACAGCAUCCAUCUUCAAGCAGCCAGUGACCAAGAUCACCAACCACCCCAGCAACAAGGUGAAGAGCGACCCCCAGAAGGCUGUGGAACAGCCCCGGCAGCUUUUCUGGGAGAAGAAGCUGAGCGGCCUGAAUGCCUUUGACAUCGCAGAGGAGCUGGUGAAGACCAUGGACCUCCCCAAGGGUCUGCAAGGAGUGGGUCCCGGCUGCACAGACGAGACACUGCUGUCGGCCAUCGCCAGUGCCCUGCACACCAGCACCACGCCCAUCACCGGGCAGCUCUCGGCCGCUGUGGAGAAGAACCCUGGGGUGUGGCUCAACACGGCCCAGCCGCUGUGCAAGGCCUUUAUGGUGACUGAUGAGGACAUCAGGAAGCAGGAAGAGCUGGUGCAGCAAGUCCGCAAGCGGCUGGAGGAGGCGCUGAUGGCCGACAUGCUGGCCCACGUGGAGGAGCUGGCCCGGGACGGUGAGGCACCGUUGGACAGGGCGGGUGCUGAUGAGGAGGAAGACGAGGACGAGGAGGAGGAGGAGCCCGACCAGGACCCAGAAAUGGAGCACGUCUAGAGCAGGGGCCCCACCUGCCAGUCUGCCCGCAUGGGGCCACCUCAGACUCGGCCCUCACCCUGCCCUGGUGUGCCCCCUCCCCUGGGCCACAGGAGCUCGGCUGAAGGACAGCCCCUCGCCUGACGGACCCCCCACAUCUGCUUCUCUGAAGUGCCCGGCCCGUCCGCAGGAGGCCCCUGCUCAGGUGGUUGCUCCACACCGCACUCAGGCCAACCUGGUCCCCACGGCCACUGCCCUGAGCUCCUCACACAGGACAACUGCCACCAGGCUGUCUGCGAGGCUUCCUAGGACUGGAGAAACCUAUGUGGAACAGUCUCGCCUCUGACUUGUGCCCGUGAGGGGUGAUGUCCCAGGCUACAUGUCAGCGCUCCCAGAGGCAGUACAGGAUGGCUCCCCAGGCCCACCAGCCGGGCAGCACACCCACAAUAAACUCAUGGUCCCCCGGGGGCCAAACAUCUCUGUUGCUGCGAACUUUGUGUUGGCCGCACACAGACGAGAACUCGGGCCUCAGCGUCUGAAGACCUCGCUGUCUCCGACCUGGCCUAGCCUGACGGAGAACUAACUGCUCACAGCCAGACUCGGGCCAGGCUCCAGGCUAGCGCCACCCUUGGGCCUGGGUCUCAUCAGGUGCAUCUCUGGCCAGCUUGGGCAGCGGCCUCCGCAGAACAAGGUGAGCGGAGUCGUGUUGCCCCAGUCCAAGCAGCCCAAGGGCCUGGGCGAAGGGAGACCCUGCUACCUGAGUGGAUCCCAGCCAGCACCCUCCCUGCAGCCCAUCCAUCAGCCUGGAGGCUUGAGCCAUGGCCAGUGUGGCCUGUGAACACCAGACCUGUCCCAUGCCUGCCGUACCUGUGGCCAUGACUGUCAGGAGAGGCCCGGGUCACUGCCUCGUUUGGACUCGUCCGGACUCCCUGGGCUGUUGGUGGCCUGCUGGCGGGGUGGUAGUGGCCUUGGGAACCUCCAGGGGCCGGGUCACACUGCUGGCUCCCUCUUGAGGACACCAGCCCGGGAGGCUGGCUGACCCUGUCCUCCCAAGUUCAGUCAAAGCACAAAGCCUUGAAGACUGGGCACUGCCCCGUGGAGGCUGCAGCACCACUGCCCAGGUAGCCACAGGCCCCAGUAAAAGCCCUCCGCUGCAGCCCUGAGGAGAGCCAGGAGACUGUGGGAGGCUUCUGUGGGUGGUGUCGAAUAAAGCGUGUCAGGCGAGUAUG
Capra hircus (goat) is the source of this 2153-nucleotide messenger RNA. It is a transcript of the gene MBD3, whose product is annotated as methyl-CpG binding domain protein 3. The record is from RefSeq and is a predicted model, not a curated record. The transcript is spliced from 7 exons. Bases 76 to 945 code for a protein of 289 amino acids. Gene Ontology annotation, molecular function: DNA binding. NCBI's taxonomy places the organism in Eukaryota, Metazoa, Chordata, Mammalia, Artiodactyla, Bovidae.